AGUAGCGGGUUUGAACUGUGGUCGUAGAGUCUUAGGAACGAAGGUCACGUGACAAAACACAACAGGAGAGGAUGAUUACACGUGUUAGCUCGUUAUUAUGAGUGCAGGUGACGGACUGUUAACAAACUAUGGUGGUCUCUGCUGCAUUUUGAACACUUACAGAAAACUUGUGAUACGAUACCGAACACAUUGUGAUAAGGACGCCAUUGAAAAAUAACAUGGAUUCUACCUCAGUCCUCUUCCUUGAGGAAGAACAAUACGUGUACAAACAUCAGUUUACUUAUUAACCAAUGCUGCUCAUACGGUAUUGGAACAACAAUAUGAUCCUCAUCCUGUAUAAACUGAAUAGGUUUAAGAGCCUUUUAUGCAGAAAAAAAAGGGAUUUGUGCAAGUCAUAGACACUACCCUGGAUAGUCAAGCAACUUGGCAACUUGAAUAUCUUCCCUACUCACUAUGGGUAGAAGAAAAUACCAUAGGUGGAACUGAAUGGGUGAUCCUGACAUCCAUUUAAUAUGGCUGACCCAUUCAUCUUGAGGUAGCUGGAGCUGGGAUCAAGCUGAUGCAACAUGUUUUCAAUGAAACUUAUCCAGAGGAAAGUUGAAAGGAAAGAUAACUUCAAGAAGCAGUCUUCCUUUCACAGUGCAAAGCCCAUAACUAAAAAGAAACGAAAGAGGGGUGUACCAGAUGUGGUACAGCAGUUAACAGGCACAACUGAUGGUCCCAACCCUGAAGAAAGUAAUUCGUGUAAGAAGGCCAAAAUGGAGAAGACAGCAAAGGGUGUCAACCCUCUGGGGGUAAAUGGAACACAGUGUUCUGACUCAACAGUAUCUCCAACUUCUGAGGUUCCUGUGUCCCAAUACAUGAAAACAAGGAAAAAGAAGCCUGGGGGUUCCACUUCAGUUAAUUUUAAAACAAAGAAAAAGAAACUCGAGGUUUCUACUAAAGUUAAUGAGAAAGCAAAGAAAAACAAGUCCAAGGUUCCUACUCCUCUUAAUGAGACAAAAGGGGAAGAACAUGAAAUUUUGGCUACAGUCAAUAGGGUGAAGAGGAAAAAGAAGUCCAAGGUUCUUGCUCCAGCUAAUGUGAAUAAAGAAGACGAAUCUGAAGUUUCUACUUCAGGAAAUAAGAAAAAGAAAAAAAAGGCCAGGGUUCCUACUUCAGUUAAUGGGAAGAAAGAAGAAGAAUCUAAAGUUUCUACUUCAGUAAAUAAGAAAAAGAAAACGAAGGCCAAGGUUCCUACUUCAGUUGAUGGGAAGAAAGAAGAAGAAUCUGAAGUUUCUACUUCAGUUACUUUGAAAAAGAAAAAGAAGGCCAAGGUUCCUACUUCAGUUGAUGGGAAGAAAGAAGAAGAAUCUGAAGUUUCUACUUCAGUUACUUUGAAAAAGAAAAAGAAGGCCAAGGUUCCAAUUUCAGUUAAUGGGAAGAAAGAAGAAGAGACCUCAACUAUGUCUGCUUCAGGUAAAGAGAAGACAAAGAAGAAGUUUGAGGUUUCUGUUUCUGUAAAAAAGAAGACAAAGAAUGGAAAAGUAGUGCCUGGGGUCUCUGUUUCCACAUUUAAGAAGAAAUGUGGUAAAAAACUAUCAAAGAAAAAUAAAACCAAAAAGGUUAGAGAAUCAUGUGUUGUGGGGUCAGUAGAAGGUUCUAGUCUCAGAGAGGAGAAUUAUUUUGAAGAAUCCUAUCAAGCUGAUACUCACCUUGAUUUUCUGGAUGGCUGGGAAGAGCCUUAUUCAUGUGAAGUGGGUAACAACAAUGAAGAACAAAAAAUGUCGCAGAGUUAUGAAGAAACGUGGGUUACUGGUUUGGAAAACAAGCAAGAGGAUGCAUUACUAGAAUAUCAAGACAGUUAUGUGAGACAGGAAGGCUCAGAUGAUAUGUCUGUAUUUGCCCAAGAUGAGAAAUUUCCUAAUAGAAGUGAAAAUGGGAAAUUAUUCUCCAAAAGAGGGCCAAUAGGAAAGGUUGUGGGUGUAACUGUAACUAAAAGAGAGACACUUGUUGCAGCUCUCACCCCUGGUUCAACCAUAUACAUCAAAGGUGUGGUGCAAGUCUGUCCACUUGUGGGUACCGUGAAAAUACUGGGCUACACACUGAAGGAGGGAGAGGUACAAUCAAUUUAUUCUGUGACUUCUGCUGCCUUACUUGAUAUUAAUGUAGUGAGUGCUCACAACAUAGACCCUACAGAUAGCCGCCUCCAGGACAAGGAAAUACCAACCAGUUGGCUACAAAAUAUCAUCACGGAGGAGCCUGGACCAUUGUUGAUACUAGAGAUACAGAGGCAAAAUCCACCAGUAGCAAGGUUUUUGUCACAGGCUGGUUGGCAACGAUUGCUGGAGAGCAAAGAAAAACAGGAGUUCUGGUAUAAUGUUCGAGCAACUCUUAUUACAGAGUCCAAUUGCAAACAUUACAAGCUUUUCAGAGCGAACCCAUCAUGGCAUGAAUUUAUUGACAUCAUCAAAACAUGGUGGACUUGUGGCUCUGUGCCUCGAGUUGUGGUGUGUGGAGGAAAGGAUGUUGGAAAGUCUACUCUCUUUAAGUACAUCGCCAAUACCUUACUAAGUAGUGGGUCAGAUUCUGGUAUUAUGUGCCUUGACCUUGACCCAGGACAAUCAGAAUUUACAUUGCCUGCAUGUGUGUCAUUGGCACGAUUAACGAAACCUCUUUUGGGACCAGCAUAUACUCAUAAUAUCUCCAAAGACGCACCCUAUUUCAAACAGGUGUUAGUCGGUGCAACGAGUCCUCAGUUUAUGCUUCAAAGAUACAUGGCUGCAGUUCAGUAUUUGCAUAAAAUAAGUCAGAAACAGCCAUCAGUGCCUUUACUGGUGAAUACUAUGGGGUGGACUCGAGGUACCGGUGUGAGUAUUAUGCUUGAUGUACUGCGAAUUAUAAAUCCAACUCAUGUCAUUCAGCUACAGAGUGGUUGCCGAGACAGAAACUAUCCUGCUGAAUUAAACAGUAACUACGUUGUAAAUUCUAAAAGAGGAAUUGUCAAUGAGGGUAAAAAAUAUGAGCUUUAUUACAGCUUAUUUGUCUUGCCAUCUACAGUAAGAAAGAAAGACACUCCCCAUUCCUUUACACCCAAGAUUUUGAGAGAACUGGCUAUAGCAAGUCAUGUCAGCCAAUUUGUAGUCCAACAACUACAACAGAUCCAAAAUAAAACAUCCAGUUUAGUAAAGCUGUCAUGGACAAGUGUGGUGGUUCAUAUAUGUAGCCACCAGGUACCAAGAGAACACACAUUGCAAGUAAUAAAUGCACAGCUUGUUGCACUGAGCUGGGUCAGUCCGGACAACAUAGAGACUGUGGAUCCAAACCUUCCAAAGCAGCUGACAACUGAUUCAGAUUUUGGAGAGUUAGUUGGUUGGGGGAUUAUUAGUGGCAUUGACUCGUUGACAAGGGAACUGACCAUACUUACCUCCCUUCAACCCCAGAGCAUUACCACUCAAGUAAAUGCAAUAAUUAUGCCAGAGUUACAUCUCCCAGACUGUAUCUAUAAGCUAUUCUCAUCAGGAGAAGGACCAUACUUACAGUUCGGAAAUCGGAAAGGAGCUGCACGACUCAAAGUGAAUCGACAGAUCAAGCCCUCAAAACGCCGCAGGAACAGAUUUUAAUUGUUUUUUAAUUUAUUUGUCGUUUUGAUGUUUAUUUUUACCAUCUCGAUUUCACUCCAAGAAAAUACAGGGUGUCCUCAUUUAGCUUUAGGGCUCCAUACAUUGAAAAUGCAGACCAAUUAUUCCCAUAAGAAUUAAUGGCAAUAGGAGAGUUGCAUUCCAGGGAAAAAUUUUCACCAGACAAAGUUUAAGUAAUUUUUGUACAUGCCAGAGUUUUAACAAAAGGCAUUCUACACAUUGUAAAGUUGUGACAAAGCUUUAACAAAAGAAAUUCUAUAUUUUGUAGUUGGAAAUAAGUUAAAAAAAAUAAAUUGCACCUGUACUUAUAAAUUAUUAGAUAAAUCUGCCACUGAUAACAAACUUGGUCGUCUAAAGAUGGUAUAAAAAAGACAAGGAAUUAAAUCUAGUAGUAAGCUCUACUGAUACCAAACAUGGUAUCAUGAGCUUAUCAGCUACAGUAGUUACCUUCCCCCAAACACACACACAGUCAUUCUCUCUCUCAUUCUUUUUGCACCAUACUACAGAAAUGCAAUUCCUUUAUUCUUUCUAAAACACAUUACAUUAGACAGUUCAUGCAACAACAGAGGGGUUUGUGUGUACAGUACAGUAAACAGAAAUGACCAGAACCUGUUCACACACAGCUUGUUCGUUUCCACUGGUAGGAUCAAGUACGAGACGAGGUGUAAUUAUGUAGGUAAUGAUCCUCAUUUAUAAUAUAUAUUUGUCUGCCUUCCGUAAUUAGUUUGUAAAGAAUUUGGGGAGAAAAUAGUUUAUUACUUUUAUCAAGAAAGGUUUAAAUAUGGCUUCAAAAUUUUUAUUAGAAUAAAAAGAGCUCAAAACUAACACCAAGAUAUGUUUAGGCAUGUGUAAGGUUAGUUACUAUUAAAAGUGUUGAACCCCAUUUUAAUGUACUUUUAAAGAAAAUCCACCAAUAGAGAUCCCAUUAGAAUACAUUGUGUUUUCUGUUGGUCUUUAACAUUGCUGCAAACAAAUACAAUAGAUUAUAACAGAAUCACACGACUUUAUUUGGACACUGAAUCUAAUUCAUUAAAAAGACUACAGUACAGGGUAUAAUGAAAUGAAGCAAUUUUAUUUGAGGACACCCUGUAAAUAAAUAGAGAAAAGUUUAUAAAGCUUUAUGACUUAUAGAGGAUAAGUAUCACCCAUUAAGAAAGAGGAGAAGUUGUCUUUUUUUUUUUUAACUCGGGAGGAUUGGGUGUUAUUAAAGGUUUUCUAAAGGGGUAAUGUGUGGAAUUUUGCCUCUUCAGGGUAAAUUUUCAAAUUAAUACAAGAAUCAAAUAUGAUAGUAAUGAAUGAAUACAACAGGAUAAUUUGUUUAUGUAGUACCUUACAAUAUCUUGGGGGGGGUGAUGUAUUUUGAAACACGACUUGUUACAAUAUGAGUCGAAACAUUCCUUGUGUUGAUUCAUUGCCAUAUACUGUACAGUAUCUGUCUAUGCUUACUCAAAAUGUGGAUUCUUUUUACAGGAUUGUGUUUGUUUCAGUGGUUUUUUGGUUAGUUCUCAUUUACUGUAUAGUUCCUGUACUGUAAUUUCAGAUUUUCAAAAUUUUUUGUUUAACAAUAAGACCAUUAUUAAAUUUUUUAUUGUAAAGUUCUUUUAUCAAAUCAUUUCUUAAAAUGAAAUCUUAAGUGGCCAAAGCUGAGAAGAAAACUGUAAUACAGUACUGAAUGUAAUGCAAAUAUAAGGUAAUACCCCUUUACAGGAUUUUUUUGUUGCAAUAUAUUGCACAGCUGUUUUUUUAGAUCACCACCAGUCUAGUAGCUUGUUGUAAAAAGAUCCCAAUCCCUGUAUUUUAAUAAAGUAAAAAAAAAUA
This is a messenger RNA of Homarus americanus (American lobster), 5438 nucleotides long. RefSeq names its product polynucleotide 5'-hydroxyl-kinase NOL9-like. NCBI's taxonomy places the organism in Eukaryota, Metazoa, Arthropoda, Malacostraca, Decapoda, Nephropidae. The transcript is spliced from 7 exons. The record is from RefSeq and is a predicted model, not a curated record. Gene Ontology annotation, molecular function: polynucleotide 5'-hydroxyl-kinase activity. The coding region runs from base 567 to 3602 and encodes 1011 amino acids. Gene Ontology annotation, biological process: cleavage in ITS2 between 5.8S rRNA and LSU-rRNA of tricistronic rRNA transcript (SSU-rRNA, 5.8S rRNA, LSU-rRNA). Gene Ontology annotation, cellular component: nucleus.